GUAAACAUUAAACAUAUAGUGCAAAAAAUGGUGGGGGAAGUAGGAUCUGAUAAGACUAACUUAUAUAAAGUAGUGGGAUAAUUAGUGGGAUAAUGAAUAGAAUUGAUAUUAGUAGUAAGAAAUCCAAUGUAUUACCUAAUACAUAUAUUCCAGUACUUUCUAAGAAAAUUCUUAUAAAUAUUUUACUACGAUUACCUAAAUUAUCCCUCAUAGAAUUUAUACAAAUAUGGCCUCGAUUAAUUAAUACUCAACCAUAUCUUAAUGAACAAGAUAAAUAUCAUAAUCAAAAAUCAUUUAAUUUAAUGGUUAUAAAAGAAGCCAAGGAUUUAAAACUUAAUAUAACUAAAAUUCCCAAGAGGAAAGUUAUAGAAAUAAUUAUAAAUAAAUAUUGGACUCGAGGAUUAAAUCUUUUACAAUUAUCUCAAUUAGAUUGUCAAAUGAUUGUAGAUAGACCAAAUUCAUUUUAUUGGAUAAAAUCAACUAUUCAAGAUACUUUUGGUAAGGAAAUCCCCAUACUGUUUGAUCCACAAAAAUUUCUUGAUCUGUUAGUAAAAGAUCUUAAUGCAUUAUAUUUAACUUAUAUUUAUAUUUGUAAACAUCCAAAUUUACCUUCAACAAUUAUUAGAAUUCAAUUAUUUGAUUUACAAGGUAUUAAUAUGAAUGAUACAAAUUCUUUAUCAAGACCUCAUAUAUCUUCUCAUAGAGCUCAUUUUAUUGCAAUUCCUCAAAAUUCUCCUCAUAUUCUUCAUUCUGCAAGUUCAGAUAUAAUUUCAAAUUUAAUUCUUCAAUCAGUGGAAAGGAAUUUACCGCAAAAUCCUCAUAAUUUAUUAAAACUUAUAACCGAUGAUAAACAAAUACCGGUAAGAUCAUUAGAAUCAAUGCAUAUAUUACAUGGUAAUUCAAGAUUUAGUAAUAGUUUGGGUGUCUGGACACCUUAUGCUGAUGGAACUGCUGAUACCUUACCAUUAACUGCUCCUGAUAAACAUCCUAUAGUAGUUGGUCAAAAACAUGAAGAAGAACAAGAAGAACAAGAAGAACAAGAAAAACAAGAAAAACAAGAAGGAGAUGGUGACUCAUUAGAAAUGAUUCAAUUGAAGAAAAUAGCUAAUUUAAGAUUUAAAGGUUCAAGUACUGGAAUUCUUAAAUCUUCAAAACUUUAUGAUGAUGUUAAUAAUAAUAAGAGAAAGAGAAGAAGAAUAUUUCAAAAUGAUGAAGAUAAUAUUGAUGAAUUUGAUACUAUAAUAACUAAUAAAUUUAGUUCUAUAGCUCCAGUUCAACAUGCCGAUUUUAUAAUUAAAGAAAAAAUUACUGAAACUCAUGAAUCUAAUAUUAUGAUAAGAUUUAAUGGACUGGAUGUAUUUGGUGGAUUACAUGAACUUUCAGUAUUAACAACUAAUAAAGAAAAAAUGAUAUUAGAUCCAUCAGAAGUUCCUGGUUGGCUUACAGGAGAAGAAGGAGCUAAUAGUGGAAUUAUAAAAAAUUCACAAUUCAUUAAAUCUUCUUCAUCUAUUUAAUUUAAAUACUAUAAA
Scheffersomyces amazonensis is the source of this 1529-nucleotide messenger RNA. RefSeq names its product Chl4p (gene CHL4). Gene Ontology annotation, biological process: CENP-A containing chromatin assembly; chromosome segregation. NCBI's taxonomy places the organism in Eukaryota, Fungi, Ascomycota, Pichiomycetes, Serinales, Debaryomycetaceae. The transcript has a single exon. The record is from RefSeq and is a predicted model, not a curated record. Bases 93 to 1514 code for a protein of 473 amino acids.